Messenger RNA from Peronospora matthiolae, 651 nucleotides. The record is from the annotation of a GenBank genome assembly. NCBI's taxonomy places the organism in Eukaryota, Oomycota, Peronosporomycetes, Peronosporales, Peronosporaceae.
AUGUACGAAGGGAUUGACAACCUGAAAUCCCUUUACGACCGUGCCGGGAAGACUUUCUCCGGCGGUCCUUCUGCGGCACAGGAUGUGUCGCGUCGUACUGCUCGACCAGACCCAGUACGUCAACCAUCAAUUGAGAGCGGGGCUCCCAAGAAUCCCAGGACGGGGGAUAGCCGCGCCACCGGACGAGGUAACUCGUCCGACGUCCGUUCACGUCGCGGUGGUUCAACAGCUGCUCUACUAGAUAGCGCUGGCCACCGCGAGAGUCCUCUAAUGGAGGUGGAGGAGGAGGAAAGACGCUCUCCACACGAUCAUGUGGAUCGGUGUGUUCCCGAGAGCUUCUUUGAUCGCGUAACGCAAGGGUUACGCGACGAUCUCGAGCAUGAGCGGAAUAGGCGUCUCCAAAUGGCGGACACUGCCUCGAAGCAUCGAGCUGAGUUUGCCUUUGCUCAGCUUGAGAACGAGAGAUCUCUGACAUCUCUUCGUGACGAGCUAAGGGUAGCUCGUGGGAUUGCUGAUCGGUCUCGGGAUGAGAUAGCUGCUCUUCAGACCCUUGUUGAUGCCCACCAUCGGGAGCACAAGGCUCUCUGCGAGAUGCUUGAGCGCAAGGGCGUUCUUCAUCGGAAGAAGCAGCGUACUGAUGGUACGGCUUAA